AUGGCCGAUUUCUCAAGCGAGACUCGAUCCCUCACGGCUUCUUCCUCAUCCUCGUCCAUCCCAUCACCAACCACAUUUCCCGAUAUUCAUAGCGAUGUCCUCAUCGUCGGUGCUGGCCCAGUCGGCCUCACUCUAGCCUACCAGCUUCGCCGCUUUUCUUUACACCCAGCACCCCAAACCAGCCCAACCAAUGCACUACCAAUCAUUGCCCAUAUCGUUGAGAGGUAUCCUAAGCCAGCACAACAAAUGUUUGGGCGCGCUGUCACGUUCUGGCCUCGCAGUAUGGAAAUACUGGAUCAAUUAGGUUUAGCGGACGAUGUCAUGCAGCAAUGUGUUGCAGUUCGUGAAAGCAGUGCCUACGACAAAGAUGGAAAAGAAGUGUUUGGACGAGGCUGGAGCUUUGUGGAGCAAAUCGCUCGGGAUGGAGACACAAGGUUUGGUUUUGCGAGUGUCUUGAGGCAGAAGUUUGUCGAGCAGAUCAUGAGAGAGCAUCUUCAGAAAUAUGGGGUUAGCGUAAACCAGGUAAGCGACAACAAAGAUGGUGACUUUGAUUCCGAGGACCUUGGACAUGAAUUUGUCGGCAUGAACAUCGACAACGACGUUGAGCUUGGCGAUUACAAGAUAACUGCAAAAGUCCGGGUGACAAGGAAGACGACAACCAUUGGAAUUGAAAGCGUCGGCAGCAGAACGGAAGACAAAUGGGUACGAAUCGAUGGUGUGCUUCGGAGUACAACGCAUCCGAAAUCACGGUCAUAUGGUGCCAUUGAAAGUCCAAUCUAUGGGAACGUGCUCUGGAUCCCUCUCGAUCACGGCGCUACCAGGAUCGGAUUUGCUCUGAAUGAGGAGCGGCAGAAAUUGUACAAGGAAUUGAAUGAAGAGGCAUAUGUGGCUGAGGCCAAGCUGGCUAUUGCACCAAUCGAGAUUGAGUAUGAAAAGGUCGACUGGGCAAGUGUGUACAGUGUUGGGCAAAGAGUUGCAAAGACCUUCUCAGCACAUGGCUGUGUCUUCCUAGCAGGCGACUCAUGUCAUACCCACAGCUCUGGAGCAGGGCAAGGCAUGAAUGCAGGCAUGCACGAUGCUAGCAAUCUUGGCUGGAAACUAGCUCUAGUACUUCGAGGACUUGCAAGACCGGAAUUGCUCGAAACCUACGAUGCUGAACGACGACCUAACGCUGAAAGGCUCAUCAAGUACGACGAAGACAUCAGUGUCCUGGUUUCAGACCGAUUGCUAGCGAGCUGGAACGGUGACCCUCACGAAGACCCUAACGUAGCUCUCGGCACGAUCCUGCAGCAAGCCAAAGGCUUCAACACUGGCUUGACAAUCGGAUACGAGGCAAGCUUUGCAAUAGAAGCUGAAAGGCAUACCAAUGGGAAUCUUGGAAGUGUGAUCCAGUAUCAAUCGACUGUGCCCGCAGCAGCAAUAGCGGGCUAUCGUGCCCCCGACGUCAAACUACAAAGACCUGCGAUGUGGGAUGAGAUAUGGUUGCAGAAACUGACUCCGAACAUGGCAGUCUUCUAUAUCCUCGUCUUCGUGGGUUCCACACAAAAUUACGCCGAUUUUACAGAGCUGCAUCGCACUUUCACAACAGCUUGUACAACAAACACUGCUGACAAGGGACUCGACAGUGAGCUAGUACUAUACCUGACUAUUUUGCCAGAGAAGCCACCGAGCGCAUUCAUGGCACUCGGCAGUGAUCCACUAGGCGAAGUCUUCUAUGACGAGAGUGGCAGUGCUCAUGAACGUUAUGGUGUUGGUGCUGAAGGUGGUCUGUUCGUGCUUAGACCUGAUGGAUGGAUUGCAUUGCGUGUUGAGAGUCUGCGAGACCCGGGACAAAUAUUUAAGCGAGUGAAACAGUAUUUCAACAAGAUCUUGGUUUGA
Molecule: messenger RNA, 1878 nt
Organism: Lithohypha guttulata
Lineage: Eukaryota; Fungi; Ascomycota; Eurotiomycetes; Chaetothyriales; Trichomeriaceae
Exons: 2
Coding region: 1-1878 (625 amino acids)
Molecular function (GO): FAD binding; oxidoreductase activity
Source: RefSeq, a predicted model, not a curated record